AUGCGCUCGCCCAGCUUGGGUCUCGCGCUGGUGGGUGCGGCAGCGGCCGCCACACAGCUGUCGGCUGUUGGGAGCCGCGGGGACCGUGUGAACAACGUCGCCAUCAUCGGCGCUGGCGCUGCUGGAUCCUCUGCCGCCUAUCACCUGCAGCGAUAUGCCGCUCAGGAGGGUGUGCCCAUCAACAUCACCAUCCUGGAGAAGACGGAGCACAUUGGCGGCCGCACCGUCACCGUCAACAUCUACGACGACCCCGCUCUGCCCAUCGAGCAGGGCGCUUCCAUCUUCGUUGCCGUGAACCAUAUCCUCUACAAUGCCACGAAGCACUUUGACCUCCCCUUUGGCAGCCUGCGCGACGAUGAGCCCGGAGACAUCACCGCCAUCUGGAACGGCAACGACAUCGUCUGGCAGGCGGUAGAGGGCUCGUCAUGGUGGUGGGACGUUGCCCGCAUGUGGUGGCGCUACGGCCUGGCGCCCUAUCGCGCGGUCCAGCUCGUCAAGGACGUCGUCGGCACGUUUCUGCGUCUCUACGAGGAGCCGCACUUUCCGUUCCGCUCGCUGACGCAGAGGGCCUUUGAGCUCGGCCUGCACAAGGUGACAGCCAUCACGGGGGAGCAGUUUUUGGCCGAGAAAAAUAUCAAAGGCGGAUUCACCACCGACAUCAUGCAGGCAGCAACGCGUGUCAAUUAUGCGUCGAAUCUUGCUCACAUCCACGGCCUCGAGGCCAUGGUCUCCUUUGCUGCCGAGGGCGCCAUGUCCGUGGCGGGGGGGAAUUGGCGAAUCUUUGACAAAAUGGUGCGGGCCAGCGGCGCCGCCUUGCUCCGCAACGCGACGGUCGCGUCCAUAGCCUUUGCCAAAGACGAUGCAGAGCCGGGUGCACCCCGCAAAUACAUCAUUUCGACCAGAGACGCCGGCGAGCAGACCGCGGAUGCGCAAGAGCUAGCCACGGCGUUUGACAAUGUCAUCAUCGCCUCGCCCUGGCAGUACAGCAACAUUGGUGCAGCCGAGGGCGUUCUCAAGCACCACAUCGACGAGAUCCCCUACAUGAAGCUUCACGUAACGCUGUUCGCGUCCCCGUUCAAGCUGCGGGCUGAGUACUUCAAGCUGCAGCCCGGGAGCAAGGCGCCCAGCAAUGUGUACACGACACUCGGGCCGGACGAAGAGGCAAAGCAGGGUCCCGAUGGCGUCGGCAAGACGGGCUUCUACUCCAUCAGCACCUUGCGCCACGUGGUCAACCCCAAGACGCACAAGCGCGAGUUUGUCUACAAGAUCUUUUCGGCCGAGGUCGUGACGCCCGAGUUCCUGGCGCGCAUUCUUGGCGUCAAGGUUCCCGACAGUUUUGUCGGGGCCUCCCAAGAUGACGGAGCAUCCGCCGCCGCCGUCGAACCCAUCUCGUGGUAUCGCCCGCACUGGUUCCACUCGUACCCGAUCGAGCUGCCACGCGUGACGUUCCAAGAUCCCAUCAUCGGGCCUGGCCUGUACUACACCUCGGGCAUCGAGAGCUUCAUCUCCACCAUGGAGACGAGCGCGCUGAUGGGGAUGAACGUGGCGCGGCUCAUUGCCGACGAUGUGGCGGGCAAGAAGCGCGAGCCGGACACAAUGCCGUCGGGGCAGGAUGCAAAGGGCGAGAGUCCCGUCUUGCAGCCGGAUGAGCUGUGA
Messenger RNA from Purpureocillium lilacinum, 1656 nucleotides. RefSeq lists its product as uncharacterized. Gene Ontology annotation, biological process: prenylcysteine catabolic process; prenylated protein catabolic process. NCBI's taxonomy places the organism in Eukaryota, Fungi, Ascomycota, Sordariomycetes, Hypocreales, Ophiocordycipitaceae. The record is from RefSeq and is a predicted model, not a curated record. Gene Ontology annotation, molecular function: prenylcysteine oxidase activity.